This is a messenger RNA of Oryza brachyantha (malo sina), 938 nucleotides long. RefSeq names its product thioredoxin O, mitochondrial. Lineage: Eukaryota; Viridiplantae; Streptophyta; Magnoliopsida; Poales; Poaceae. Bases 8 to 553 code for a protein of 181 amino acids. The record is from RefSeq and is a predicted model, not a curated record. The transcript is spliced from 7 exons.
CGCAGAAAUGGCUCUGGCUCGCCGACUCUGCCGUCUUCCUCCUCGCCUCCUCCCCCUCCCCCUCGCCGCCGCCGCCGCCUCCAAGCCCCACCUCCCCGGAAACCCUAGCCCCGCGCCUCCCCUCCCCUCCUUCACCUCCCCCCCGCCGCGGCCGGCGCCGCCGUCGUUCCCCUCUCUCCCCCGCCUCUUCUCCACCUCCUCCUCAGGCGAUUCCAGCAUGGUGGUCGUCGGAUCGGCGGAGUCCUUCACCAGCAUCCUCUCGAAGGUGGAAGCGGAGAAGCUCCCGGCCGUGUUCUACUACACCGCGGUAUGGUGCGGGCCUUGUAGGGCGAUGGCGCCUGUGAUUGCGAAACUGAGCAACCGGUACCCCAAGAUACCUAUUUACAAAGUUGACAUUGACCUAGAUGGUGUUGGAAGCAAACUGACUGAUCUAAAAAUAUACUCUGUGCCAACAUUCCAUUUCUACUACGAAGGUCGGAAGACAGAUGAGGUGGUUGGUGCUGAUAGGACCAAACUUGAAGCUACCAUGGAAAAUCUUCACAAGCAGCUAUAGUUCUGUGGAAGAAUAUGACCAUGCGAUGGCCAAAUGUUCCCAUAUGUGUUGCAUCGAGGAGGCCGUGCUACUAUUGAGACCUAUCAACGUGUGUUUGACAUUGAUAUUUGUGAACCUUCUGGUUGCUGCCCUAUUCAGAUAUUUUUAUCAUGCUCAGUACAUUGAUAUCUUUACUUAGCACAACUUUGUAUAGCAUGUGUCUAAUUUCCCGGAUCAACGUAAAAUUUCUGUUGGGGUAUUAUUACCCACUAAUUUCUGUAUUUUGUUGGGACAGACGUGAAGGAAUUAUGUGCUUGUGUCGAUACUUCAUCCGUUGCAAUGUAUUUGGGCCUUCGGUGUUUCUGGGCUCCUACUCUACCGAAUUUCAUUGUGUCUUGAGGCCUUA